Molecule: messenger RNA, 2307 nt
Organism: Ochotona curzoniae (black-lipped pika)
Lineage: Eukaryota; Metazoa; Chordata; Mammalia; Lagomorpha; Ochotonidae
Gene: SEMA3G
Product: semaphorin 3G
Exons: 16
Coding region: 1-2307 (768 amino acids)
Biological process (GO): axon guidance; negative chemotaxis; neural crest cell migration
Molecular function (GO): chemorepellent activity; semaphorin receptor binding
Source: RefSeq, a predicted model, not a curated record
AUGGCCCCUUUGGCCUGGGCCAUCUGCUGCUGUCUCUUGGGAGGCCUCCAGCUCAGCAGAGGCAGCCCAGGCCCUGGAGUGCCCCGUCUACGGCUCCCCUAUCGAGACCUCCUGUCUGCCAACCGCUCAGCUGUGUUCCUGGGUCCCCGCGGAUCUCUGGAUCUCCGGGCCAUGUACCUGGAUGAGUAUCGGGAUCGCCUCUUCCUGGGCGGCCGUGAUGCCCUCUACUCACUACGGCUGGAUCAGGCCUGGCCGGAUCCCCGAGAGGUCUUGUGGCCACCACAGCCGGGACAGAGGGAGGAAUGUGUUCGCAAGGGGAGAGAUGCUGUGACCGAGUGUGCCAACUUUGUGCGGGUUCUUCAUCCGCUCAACCGGACCCACUUGCUGGCAUGUGGCACGGGGGCCUUCCAGCCCAUCUGUGCCCUCAUUGUGGUUGGGCACCGUGGGGAGCACCUGCUCUACCUGGAGCCUGGCGGUGUGCAGAGUGGGAGGGGGCGUUGUCCGCAUGAGCCUAGCCGGCCCUUCGCCAGCACCUUCGUAGGUGGGGAGCUGUACACGGGCCUCACUGCGGACUUCCUGGGGCGUGAGGCCAUGAUCUUCCGCAGCGGAGGCCCCCGGCCAGCCCUGCGCUCCGACUCUGACCAGAGUGUCCUGCAUGAUCCCCGGUUUGUGAUGGCUGCCCACAUCCCUGACAACUCUGACCAUGCUGAUGACAAGGUGUACUUCUUCUUCUCGGAGACCGUUCCCUCGCCGGAUGGUGGCCCGGGCCGUGUCACUGUCAGCCGUGUGGGCCGAGUCUGCGUGAAUGAUGCCGGAGGUCAGAGGGUGCUGGUGAACAGGUGGAGCUCCUUCCUGAAGGCCAGGCUGCUUUGCUCUGUGCCAGGCCCUGGGGGCGCUGAGACCCACUUCGAUCAGCUGGAGGACGUGUUCCUGUUGUGGCCCAAGGCAGGGAAGAGCCCGGAGGUGCAUGCGCUGUUCAGCACUGUCAGCGCUGUGUUCCAGGGCUUUGCCAUCUGUGUGUACCACAUGGCAGACAUCUGGGAAGUCUUCAACGGGCCCUUUGCCCACCGUGAUGGCCCUCAGCACCAGUGGGGGCCUUUUGGGGGCAAGGUGCCCUUCCCCCGCCCUGGUGUGUGCCCCAGCAAAAUGACAGCGCAGCCAGGGCGACCCUUUGGCAGCACCAAGGACUACCCGGAUGAGGUGCUGCAGUUCGCCCGGGCCCACCCCCUCAUGUUCCAGCCCGUGCGGCCUCGGCAGGGCCGCCCCAUCCUCGUCAAGACCCACCUGACCCAGCAGCUGCGCCAGAUUGCGGUAGACCGUGUGGAGGCAGAGGACGGGACCUAUGACGUCAUCUUCCUGGGAACUGACUCAGGCUCUGUGCUCAAAGUCAUGGCCCUUCCGGCUGGAAGCUCAGUGGAGCCAGAAGAGGUGGUCCUGGAGGAGCUUCAGGUGUUUAAAGUGCCAGUGGCCAUCACGGAGAUGGAGAUCUCUGUCAAAAGGCAAACACUUUACGUGGGCUCUCAGCUGGGGGUGGCCCAGCUGCGAUUGCACCAGUGUGAGACAUAUGGCAGCGCCUGCGCUGAGUGCUGCCUGGCCCGGGACCCCUACUGUGCCUGGGAUGGUGUCUCCUGUACCCGCUACCGUCCUGGUCCCAGCAAGCGCCGGUUACGCCGGCAGGACAUUCGGCAUGGCAACCCUGCCCUGCAGUGCCCAGGCCAGAGCCAGGAUGAUGAGGCCUGGGGACAUGUGGUGACCACCACAGUCUACGGCACGGAACACAACAGCACCUUCCUGGAGUGCCUGCCCAAGUCGCCCCAGGCCGUCGUGCGCUGGUUCCUGCAGAGGCCCGGAGACCAGAGGCCUGACCAGGUGAAGACAGACGAGCGGGUGGUGCAGACAGAGCGGGGGCUGCUGCUGCGUAGGCUGAACCGCAGGGAUGCCGGCACCUACACCUGCAGCACACUGGAGCACGGUUUCUCCCAGGCCGUGGCCCGCCUGGCUCUGGAGGUCAUCCUGGCCACACAGCUGAACAGCUUGCUUCCCCAGGAGCCCCCUGCCUUGGGCAAUCUGGCCUCUGUGCCACCCAAGACCUGGUACAAGGAUAUCCUGCAACUCACUGGCUUUGCCAACCUGCCCCGGGUAGAUGAGUAUUGUGAGCGUGUAUGGUGCAGUGGUGGCCCAGGCUCCUUCCGAAGGGGCAAGCAGGCCAAGGGCAAGGGGUGGGUGGGGUUGGAAUUGGGCAAAAAGGUGAAGAGCCGUGUGCAGGCGGAGCGCAAUCGCACUCCUCGGGAGGUGGAGACUGUGUAG